Molecule: messenger RNA, 906 nt
Organism: Epithele typhae
Lineage: Eukaryota; Fungi; Basidiomycota; Agaricomycetes; Polyporales; Epitheliaceae
Exons: 2
Coding region: 1-906 (301 amino acids)
Biological process (GO): regulation of DNA-templated transcription
Cellular component (GO): nucleus
Molecular function (GO): DNA-binding transcription factor activity, RNA polymerase II-specific; zinc ion binding
Source: RefSeq, a predicted model, not a curated record
AUGCCCUCCGACCACCCCUCUCAUCCCCACGGGUACGCCCCUGGGCCCCACGGUGACCAGCAGCUGUCCAACAAUACAGACGUGGUUGCGUGGCUCGACGAAUUGCUUUCUGGACAAGAACAGGGGCUUGACCCGCGCUACUCCGACGGCACUCAACCGUACUUCUCUGGCGGCUAUUCCGGCGCUGGUUACCCACCGGGGUCAUAUGCACCAGGCACCUUCCCUCCCACCACUUAUCCUCCCGCGACACGGCACUCUGCCUCGUACUCUCCCGGCCAGUAUCCAUCUGGUCAUCCCUCCGGCUAUCAGCCUUCUUUUCAGCAAGGCUCUUCGACGUUGUCGAGCAUGGUCGCCCCCGUCUACGCGUACCCGCAGUACCCACACUCGGGUGCGCACUUCACUCAGGGCGCACACCAGCAACACUCCUACCAGCAGAUCCAGCACCCGACCGGAUCGCAGCCAUACUCUUCUCAGUAUGACGCCGGCUACGACCUUGCCUUUGGCCUGAACGACUUCGACGGCUCGAGCGCGGGCGAGAGCGAAACCGGGGGCAGCUCGAGGAGCAAACCCAAGAUCGCCCUUGAUCCCAGCCAGCCUCUGACCGUUGACGGGAAGCCCCGCGAGCGAGUCUACGUGGCCUGCAACCGAUGCCGUGUCCGCAAGCUCCGCUGCGACGGUGCAAAACCCGCGUGUCUCAGCUGCCAACACUCGUCGGGUGAGGUCUGCGUUUACCCCGACCACCCCAGGCGGCGCGGUCAGGACAAGGCACAGCGUACACGUUCGGCCGUCGGGACGCGCAAGCCCCGCCGUCCCGCAGCGCGCAAGGGCUCGAAGGAUCCGGACUCGGCGGGGAGCGUCAGCCCUGGCGCAAUGCCCGUCUCUGGCGCGCAGUGGACCCCGUACUAG